AUGGCAUCACCUGGUGGUGGUAACGGUGGUACGGGCGGUGCUCCUGGCGGAGGAGGGAAGGAGAACGGGAAGAUCGUGAAGGCUGGACACGGCGAGGCGUGUGCUGCAGAUAGAGCCCAGCAGCGGCCGCGUACCGCAGUGUAUGUGGUGCCUCCUCUGAAUAAGGACGAAUGGAACAAGUGGAAGCAAGUGUUGGAACAUUUUACGAAAUAUAUGGAUGAACACAAAGACCUCGCGGAUGCAUAUGGUGCAAACUGUUAUAACGUAGGUUGGGAUGAUGUGGACCCCGCACCCAGGAAAGAUCAGACAGUGGCGGACGUAGUCAGGUGCAGAGUUAUGAGUGUUGCAUGGGGUUUCGCAAACAGGUGGGAUAAGAAUGAACACGAUACAGGGGAACGGCAGAGCACAGACGAGGACGAAAAGGAGAAUAUGUUAAGAUGUGAAGUAGUGAAUGUAUUUGGACAUCUACUGAAAAAUAAGUAUUGCAACGGGCAACGAGGAUACAAGAGAGGUGUAGAAUAUGCCCGGAUAGCAUUCAGGCAUAUGAAGAGCGCGGGAACACACGGAGCUGGAGUGGUCGGGGGUCCUGUUACAGCAGGCAAGUGUACAGCAUGUGGGUAUGACCAGCAUACAAGGUCGGCACACGCCAUAAAUUGGAAGGUAGCAGAGUGGUUAUUGUACGAAGGGCAAAUAUUGCAAGGAAUCGAGAAUAUAGAAGACACGCGGUUCUGUAACACGAAGUGGGCGCAUUAUACACAGGGAAAGAUGAAGGACGGUAACCCGAAUGUGGUGAACGAAACGAAAAUCACUGAAAUAAAGCCAGAACAGGAGAAACUAAGGAAGAAAGCAACCAAGAAAAUGGACGAAGUGAAGGAAGCAUUAGAAAAGAAAAUUCAGGAAAUGAGAGAUAAGCAUAUGAAUGCAGCGGAAGCCAAGAAGAAAAACCACGACGGCACGAAGUCCACGGAAGGCAGUACUCAGGACGACAGUAGUGAGAACGCGCAACUACCGGCGGCUCCCUCACCCAAAGGGAGAUCAGAAACAUCUGCUGCGGACGCGCCGGUCCCAACAUCACCAUCCGUACCACAACCCCCACCUCCUCAACCAAAGAACGAAAAUGAUCAGGCAGGAUCGGGACAAGGACCGGGUCAGGGACCAGGACCUGGACAACAACCCCCACCACCUCCACCACCACCACCAGACAACGAAGCUAAAGAACCUGGAGCCGCAGCAGCAACGCCAACAUCAAAGGAUACGCAAGAAACAGGUAAGUGCCCUAAGACACCAGGGUUUUCCACAGUCCAGAAUGAAGGCCGAGGUGUAUACGGAGCUACAUCAAGUACCUCUGUGUCUUUUGGAACGAGUUCGGAAACUGACAACACCUGUGGGAAGAACACUGACGACACAGGAGCAGGUAGUGUCCUGAGUGAAUUUCGACAACAAAAACACAGAGAAACAAAAAACACAAAAGUAAAAGACAACAGAAAAACGAGCAUACUGGUUACUAUUAAAAAGGGUAGUUUGGUCACGAGCAAUAUUGCACAAAAAAAGGAAAGGUUACACAAAUGUGAUAUACUUAUGUACAUAUAUGUGUAUGAAUAUAUAUAUUUACUACGAGCGCUAUUGUAA
This is a messenger RNA of Plasmodium fragile, 1629 nucleotides long. RefSeq lists its product as uncharacterized. The transcript has 3 exons. The coding region runs from base 1 to 1629 and encodes 542 amino acids. NCBI's taxonomy places the organism in Eukaryota, Apicomplexa, Aconoidasida, Haemosporida, Plasmodiidae. The record is from RefSeq and is a predicted model, not a curated record.